GACACCAAAGUACCGACCCGCAUCGAGUCGCACGCCAACCGCGCGAGUGUUGACCGUCUCAGACGACCGCGCGAUCGUACGCUUGUGGCUUACUCGUAUCAUCGAAAACAACUUCCGCGUUCGAAUCACCACUUUCGCUCCGUAAACAGUCCCAACGAUUCGUGUUUUCAAACAUUACGACGACGUUGCAAAAUUACGGUGGGCCCGGUGUAUGGCCGCUGUUAGCGAGGGGAAUAAGUGUUUGCAAAACGCCACCGUGAUGUCUGAUCAUAAUUAAAGAUUGUAUCACAGACUAUGGGCGUGGGUUUCGGCGCGCGCUGCUGGCUGGCGUUCGCGCUGCUCGCAGUGGUGGUCUCACCAAUUGUAGGGGAUUCAGAAAUAUAUUACGAGAAACAACGCUAUGAUGGCUGGUACAACAACAGAGCGUAUCCUGAUUGGGGAUCGGUCGGCAGUCGACUUACGCGCAAGUCACCUGCGUCGUACGCCGAUGGCGUGUACAUGAUGGCGGGUGCCGACCGCCCUGGGGCUCGAGCACUCUCCAAACUGUUCAUGAAAGGGCCAGAUGGACUUCCUUCGUUGGCCAAUAGAACUGCACUACUUGCUUUUUUUGGGCAAAUUGUGACCGGCGAGAUUGUUAUGGCAUCCGAGUCUGGUUGCCCCAUCGAGCACCAUCGCAUCCCGGUGGAGAAAUGCGACCAUAUGUACGAUGCAGAGUGCCAGGGCGCUAAGUACAUGCCCUUUUUGAGGGCUGCCUACGACCGGAACACCGGACAGAGCCCCAAUAGCCCUAGGGAACAGAUAAACCAAAUGACAUCUUGGAUCGACGGCAGUUUCGUUUACAGCACUAGCGAGGCGUGGGUGAAUGCAAUGAGGUCAUUUCAGAAUGGCAGCCUAGCAAGUGAUGGAGGUAUGCCACUGAAAAAUACCAAGCGUGUACCGCUUUUCAACAAUCCAGUUCCACAUUACAUGAGGAUGCUCAGUCAUGAAAGAUUGUUUCUGCUAGGAGACCCUCGCACAAACCAGAACCCUGCGAUGGUGACCUUCGGCAUAUUGCUGAUGAGGUGGCAUAACGUGGUAGCGGCUCGCGUCCACCGACAACACCCAGACUGGAGCGAUGAACAGCUGUUCCAGAGAGCAAGGAGGAUUGUCAUCGCCAGCUUGCAGAACAUUUUAAUGUACGAAUACGUGCCUGCCUUCCUGGGCGUGCCGAUACCGCCCUACGAGGGUUACAAGGCAGAAGUGGCCCCGGGAGUGACACACGAGUUCGCAGUCGCCGCGUUCCGCUUCGGCCACACAUUGGUACCACCAGCUAUAUUGCUGAGAGACAGAAACUGCAGAUAUGCGAGGGCUCCUGGUGGGCAUGAUGCUAUCAGACUGUGCCAAACGUGGUGGGAUGGAAACGAUGUGGUAUCCCAAGUGCCAAUAGAAGAAAUACUGAUGGGUAUGGCGUCACAACUGUCUGAAAGGGAGGAUGCACUCCUCUGCUCUGAUGUACGGGAUAAUCUAUUUGGACCGAUGGAAUUCUCGAGAAGAGACCUCGGCGCUCUGAACAUUAUGAGGGGUAGAGACAAUGGCCUGCCUGACUAUAAUACUGCCAGAGAAUUUUUUGGCCUACCCAAAGUGAAAACUUUUAACGAGAUAAAUCCACCUCUUUUUGAGAAUAACCCAGAUCUACUUCAGAAGCUGAUACAAGUUUACGAUGGGAGACUCGAUAAUAUUGACGUUUACAUUGGUGGUAUGCUUGAGUCGACUGGUCAUCCGGGUGAAUUAUUCAGAGCCAUAAUUAUGGACCAAUUUACAAGGAUAAGAGAUGCAGACAGAUUUUGGUUUGAAAAUGAGAAAAAUGGAAUUUUUACGCCUGAAGAAAUCGAAAAACUACGACACAUAAAAAUGUGGGAUAUCAUAGUAAAUAGUACAGCCGUUGGCCCGAGGGAUAUACAGAGGGACGUAUUUCAUUGGAGCACUAACGACCCCUGCCCACAACCCUACCAGCUCAAUGCUUCUAAACUGCCGCCUUGCAAGUACCUAAAAGGAUAUGACUAUUUCGAGGGUAAUGAAUUUGCAUACAUCUACACGUGCCUGAUUCUGGCGUUUGUGCCGAUUCUGUGUGCCGGGGCUGGAUACGGUGUCGUCAAAUUACAGAAUAGCCGUCGUCGCCGGCUCAAGAUCCAACAGGAACAUUUAAAGAAUGCGCAUCAUAAAGGAUCAGUGGAUAAAAUGGUGUGCCGGGAAUGGGUCCACGCUUCUUUAAAACGUCUUGUUAAGCUUCGCCUAGGACCAGAACCGGCGCUUCAUGUGAUGGAUCGCAAAGGAGAUAAGUUACGAACCGUUCCACUGGACCAUACCGAACAACUCACUGUUCUGGAAAGCCAGGAAGGACGCACUAAUAAACGGCCCUUGGUGCUGAUCCGCGCGGCGCGAGAGCACGACCUCGUACUAGAGAUGGACUCGGCCGCGUCGCGACGAAAAUUCCUCGUCAAGUUGGAUACCUUCCUUGCGCAGCACAAGAAGGGUCUCAACCUUACUCAGGGCCAUCGUGAUCACAUUUUAGCUACGGCUGAGACCAGAGAAAGAAGACAACGAAAACUGGAACACUUUUUCAGAGAAGCCUAUGCUAUUACGUUUGGUUUAGCGCCAGGAGAGAAGCGAAGAAGAUCCGAGGACGCAGAUCCGGAGUCAAUAGUGAUGAGAACAUCUUUAUCAAAGAGUGAAUUUGCAAGCGCUCUAGGUAUGAAAGCGGACGCUGUGUUUGUUAAGAAAAUGUUUAACAUAGUAGACAAGGAUGGCGAUGGCAGGAUUUCAUUCCAGGAAUUUUUGGAUACAGUAGUAUUAUUUUCCCGCGGCGCUACCGACGACAAAUUGCGUAUCAUAUUCGACAUGUGCGAUAACGACCGUAAUGGCGUCAUCGAUAAAGGCGAGCUCAGUGAAAUGCUUCGAUCCUUAGUAGAAAUUGCCAGGACCACCUCAUUAAGGGACGAACAUGUUACAGAACUAAUAAACGGCAUGUUUUCGGACGCAGGCCUACAGCAUAAAGAUCACCUAACAUAUUCUGACUUCAAAGUUAUGAUGAAGGAGUACAAAGGAGAAUUCGUUGCCAUUGGAUUAGAUUGUAAAGGAGCUAAACAAAACUUUUUGGAUACCUCAACCAACGUCGCGCGUAUGACCAGCUUCCAUAUAGAGCCAUCUAUGGAAUCAUCUAGACACUGGCUCCUUCUAAAAUGGGACUAUUUAACCACGUUCCUGGAAGAGAACAGGCAAAAUAUAUUCUAUCUGUUCGUGUUCUACGUUGUCACCAUCGGCUUGUUCGUGGAAAGAUUCGCUCACUACUCCUUCAUGUCUGAACAUUUAGACUUGAGGCAUAUCAUGGGAGUUGGAAUCGCAAUCACAAGAGGAUCCGCCGCUUCAUUGUCCUUCUGCUAUAGUCUGCUUCUGUUGACGAUGUCGAGAAACUUAUUGACAAAGUUAAAGGAAUUUAGCAUCCAACAAUACAUUCCACUGGAUUCAAGCAUCCAAUUUCACAAAAUAGUUGCUUGCACCGCUUUGUUCUUCUCGCUGCUCCACACCGCGGGACAUAUGGUGAACUUCUACCACGUGUCAACGCAACCUGUUGAGAAUCUGCGUUGUCUUACCAAGGAAGUGCAUUUUACUUCCGACUUCCGUCCCGGCAUCACUUACUGGGUGUUCCAGACAGUUACAGGUGUGAGCGGAGUAUUGUUGUUCAUAAUAAUGUGCAUCAUCUUCGUUUUCGCUCAUCCCACGAUCCGCAAGCGCGCCUACUCUUGGUUCUGGCGUGCGCACACGCUGCACGUCGCCUUGUACGCCUUGUGUCUCGUGCAUGGCUUAGCAAGGCUGACCGGCGCCCCACGCUUUUGGAUCUUCUUCAUUGGACCUGCCAUCAUUUACACCCUAGAUAAGGUGGUUUCACUCAGAACAAAAUAUUUAGCUCUAGAUGUACUAGAGACGGAAAUGCUCCCAUCGGAUGUUAUCAAAAUAAAAUUCUACAGACCACCUAACCUUAAGUAUUUGUCGGGUCAGUGGGUUCGUUUAGCGUGUACGGCAUUCAAAAAGGAGGAGUUUCACUCCUUCACUCUGACAUCAGCCCCUCACGAGAAUUUCCUCUCAUGUCACAUCAAGGCUCAAGGGCCGUGGACUUGGAAGCUUAGGAACUACUUUGACCCUUGCAAUUAUAAUCCUGAAGACCAGCCACAAAUCAGGAUCCAAGGUCCGUUCGGCGGUGGCAAUCAGGAUUGGUACAAGUUUGAGGUCGCAGUGAUGGUGGGAGGGGGUAUCGGCGUCACGCCGUACGCGUCCAUCCUCAACGACCUCGUAUUCGGCACCUCCACUAACAGAUACUCUGGCGUUGCUUGUAAGAAGGUGUAUUUCCUAUGGAUAUGUCCAUCGCACAAACAUUUCGAGUGGUUCAUAGACGUACUUCGCGAUGUGGAGCGUAAAGACGUCACCAACGUUCUCGAGAUACACAUCUUCAUCACGCAGUUUUUCCACAAAUUCGACCUCAGAACAACAAUGCUGUACAUCUGCGAGAAUCACUUCCAACGACUUUCUCGUACCUCCAUGUUCACGGGACUGAAGGCCGUGAAUCACUUUGGUCGCCCUGAUAUGUCGUCGUUCCUUAAAUUCGUGCAGAAGAAGCACAGCUAUGUCUCUAAAAUUGGCGUUUUCUCGUGCGGUCCAAGGCCGCUCACCAAGUCCAUCAUGUCAGCGUGCGAGCAAGUCAACAGGACCCGCCGGCUGCCCUACUUCAUACACCACUUCGAGAACUUCGGAUAGAACAAUUCAUAUUACUACAACAAUACCAUCACCAUCGUUUACCAUAUUGUUACCUGUCCCAUAUGAGUUAUCAAUCAUAUUAUCUCUUUCGUCUAAAUAUUUAUUACCAUCACUUUUGGUGUUUAGUUCUAUGAACAAAAUUAUGAUUUACUAAUCAUCAUUUUGUUAGCAUUAAAAUUAACAGUUUUAAAAUUAUCGUUCAUAUCAAAAACGUAAGCAGAAAGUUUACGGAUGAAUAAGUUAGUUUAUGAACCUUAAUCUAUCAAUGUUUUGCAAUAAACAAGUUCCAUUUAUUCAUUUUUUUUUUGGUUAUUUAGUCAUUAAUUAUGUUACCAAUAGUGACUUUUAGUAAAAUUGUUUCAAUUUAUGAUAGGUGAUAGGACUGAUGAUCAAUUUAUGGCAUGUAUUUGCCUACACCGAGUAAGAAUUGUAAUUAAUCAACGAGGAGCAUUCAUAAAAUAUUUUUCGUUGCAAUGAUAUUAGAACAAAUAUUGUCAAUGAAAAAAAAAUGAGUUUUUAAUUUGUACUUGUAUGUUUUUGUAAAUUAUUUUUACUUUAAUAAUUUUGUAUUUUUUUCAUAUUCACUGCAGUUUUUAGUACAAAUACAUCAACUAGGCAUUUCAAUGUACAAACCUAUUUGGUUUUUUCGAAUUUGUAUAUUAAGUGGAAAUUAACCAAAUACUCAUUGCGAUCUAAACCACGUUCAAAACAAUUGUAUUUAUAUUAAUUUUACAUUUAUUAAGAAUAAAAUUAUUGUGUAAAUAUAAUGUAAAAAUAUAGACAAUUGGCUAGUAUAAUUUUACGAUCGAGUUUUUAUUAAUAUUACUUGUAAAUAGGUAUUUAAUAAAUUUUGUUCCAAUU
Molecule: messenger RNA, 5649 nt
Organism: Chilo suppressalis (striped riceborer)
Lineage: Eukaryota; Metazoa; Arthropoda; Insecta; Lepidoptera; Crambidae
Source: the annotation of a GenBank genome assembly